Messenger RNA from Rhizoctonia solani, 1149 nucleotides. RefSeq names its product RNA-directed DNA polymerase from transposon BS. Gene Ontology annotation, molecular function: nucleic acid binding. The transcript is spliced from 3 exons. The coding region runs from base 1 to 1149 and encodes 382 amino acids. NCBI's taxonomy places the organism in Eukaryota, Fungi, Basidiomycota, Agaricomycetes, Cantharellales, Ceratobasidiaceae. The record is from RefSeq and is a predicted model, not a curated record.
AUGCGCAUCGGAAAUUGGUGGGUCGAGAGAGUCGUCGAGGGUUGUUUGCGUUCAUGGUACCUGAGCACAUCAAGACACGCGGAAAUUAGCCGUCGCCUCCCUAAGGCCUGGGACUCCCAUGAUCCCACCUUGCCACACCCCCCCGAGCCCAAACGCCGCCAGACAGCCGUCCCAUCUCCCAUCGCCCGACUAGCGGCACUGUCACACCCAGAAGCCGAAUUCCAAACCCCGUACCUCAACCCCCCCUGGGUCCCGGAAAACCCCUUCCCCGGCAGACUACAGUUCGCCUACCCCCCUACCGGCUCCUCAAAAGACCGCCGAGCAAAGAUUGCGGAGAACGCCAAUCGUCUGAUCGACGCACUUGCGCACGAGGGAACCCUGAUUGGCAUCUCCGACGGGUCAAAAGAGGUCCGCUCGGGAAUCCGGAAAGUAGGAGUUGGAUACAGCAUCGUAUGGAAGAAAGAGGAGGUUGCCAAAUUUAGCGGCGGCAUCGGCCCUCGCGCGGACAUUUUGACGCCGAAAUGCUCGCCCUUGCGCUCAUACCGCCGUACGCAUUAUCAACAAAUAGGCCCACACUUCCUCCAAGGCAACGCAAGGAGGUCAAUCGUGGUCCAAUGGAUCCCGGGCCACUCCAAAAUUGAAGGCAACGAACGCGCGGACAGAUUGGCUAACGCAGGACUCGACUCCCGCCCUACGCCGUUCUUUAACCGGACCGCAACCUGGGCCAAAUGCCGCGCCACCCAACGCGCAGCCAAGUCAUGGGGACGCUUAUGGGCAGAGCACCCCACUCCAAAACGGUCCAAAACACAUCCCACGCCCCCCAGCACUCAAACUGCACCCAAUAUUCCAAAACCCAGCAUCCCUCGAUCGGUGUCCUCCCGCCUCAUCCACGUUAUGACAGGCCACGGCUGCUUCGGCGAAUACAAGGCCAGAAUGCCUUUCAUUAACGGAAGCGCCAAAUGCCAAUGUGGCGACCCAAACCAGACUAUCCCUCACCUCCUGUUCCACUGCCCGCUUGCCGAAGAUAGCCGCAAGCUCCUGUUCGAAGCGGCACCAGACCUCAACCCCGCAACCCUCUUCGGGACCCCCAAGGGACUGGAAGCGGUCGCCAAAUUCAUCUACCACUCCGGAAUUGGCCUCUACAAGUAG